Molecule: messenger RNA, 5106 nt
Organism: Gallus gallus (chicken)
Lineage: Eukaryota; Metazoa; Chordata; Aves; Galliformes; Phasianidae
Gene: INTS5
Product: integrator complex subunit 5
Exons: 6
Coding region: 483-3338 (951 amino acids)
Biological process (GO): snRNA 3'-end processing
Cellular component (GO): integrator complex
Source: RefSeq, a predicted model, not a curated record
GGAGCCGGAAGUGGGCCCGACCGGAAGUUGCACGUGCGCCAUGGGGAUCGGGGGGAAAAUCAACCGCCCGAAAACGGAGCUGCGCCGGAAGCUGUUCAAGAGGCGGCGGGAGCUCAGCAAAGCGCGGAGGCAGCGGAAAUGCGUUCCCAUCCCGCCCCCGUCGUCCAAACGGCGCCGGAAGCUCCUGAAGCGCCUCCGCCAUUCGGCCAAUGGUGUCGCCAAGAAGCUGCAGGACGUGGAGAUGGCGGAGGUGGGGGCGGGGAGCUGAGCGCCGUCCAAUAAAUGCUGUCGCUGUUGUCACGUGGCCAUCUGCGGAACCAUUUAGCGCGGUGACAGUUCCGGGUUGGAAACAUGAAGCGAGUGAUACACUUCCGGUUCGGAGCUAGUCAGCUCGGCGACGCGCUUCGAGUUCGUUGCCGGAAGUGCUCGCCGCGCAUGCGCACUACACCCGGGCCUGCGCCCCGCCUGCCGCCGCCGCCGCUAUGGCCGCGUUGUGCGACCCCCCCGGUUCGGGCAGCCCCCCCCGGGCGCCGCUCAGCCCCCAGGACCUCUCCCAGGAGCUCAAGGCCUUCCUGACGGGCUCGGACCCCACCCUGGGCACCCCGUUGUCCCCCCCGGACCACGCUCGCUGCGCCCUCCGCCUCCUCCGCCGCCUCCCCGCCGCCCGCCACGCCGUCCUGCAGCACCUGGCCGGCCUAUUCGACGACCACGUCUGCGCCCACCUCCGCCUGCGCUCCGAAAUCCCCCCCAACCCCCCCUCGAACCCCCUCCUCCUCCCUCCUCCGGCCCCGUCCGCCCUAACCGAGGUGAUCCACGAAGCUCAGCGCCUCCUCCUGGCCUUCAUCAAAGCCAAACCCAACGCGUGGGCCCCUCUCUUGGCCUCGUGGGCCGUGGAGCUGCUGGGGCAGCUGAGCAGCAAAUACUCGGGGCGGCACGGAGCUCGGGGGCUGAACGAGCUGCUGCAGCUCUGGAUGUCGUGCGAGGCCACCCGCACCCUGAUGGACAUCUACGCUCAGUGCCUGGCCGCCCUCAUCGCCUCGUGCCCGGACGCCUGCGUGGACGCCCUGCUGGACACGUCGGUGCAGCACUCGCCCCACUUCGACUGGGUGGUGGCCCACAUCGGGGGGUCCUUCCCGGGCACCAUCAUCAGCCGGGUGCUGUCGUGCGGCCUCAAGGACUUCUGCGCCCACGGGGACGCGGCGGCGGCGGCGGCGGGGGGCGGCGCGGAUAAACGCGUCCCCAAGCUGGCCUCGGUGGUGGGCAUCCUGGGCCACCUGGCCUCGCGUCACGGCGCCAGCAUCAAGCAGGAGCUGCUGCGGAUGUUCCACGAAGGUUUGGCCCCCGGGCAGCACAAAGGCACCGUGCCCUUCCUCCUUCAGCUGGCCCUGAUGUCCCCUCCGCUCCUCGGCACCGUGGCGGCCGAGCUGGUGGAGUCCUUAAAGCCUUCGGUGCUCAACCAGCUCCACCAACGCUUCUCCCCUCUGCCCCGCGACGAGUUGGACUCCACCGUCGCCCUCCUGGUCCGCCUCAUCUGCCAGACCUCGGCCGGCGCUUUCCGCACCCUUCAGUUCCUGCUGGACACCGCCAUGCCCGCCUCCGUCAUCACCCAGCCGGGCCUGGCCCUCCACGACGGCGUCCGCGAGGCCUGCGACCGCCUGGUGGCCCUGCUGCUCCUCCAGCUGCAGAAGUCGGUGCACAACCGGCCCUCGGCCAGCCUCGCCGACGGCCCCCAGCGCUGCGUGCCCUUCCUGGAGGCUCUGCGGGGCCGCGUGGCCGAGCUGUGCGCCGAGACGCUGCGGCUGGAGAGGAAGCGUUACCUGUGGCAGCACCAGCUGCUGGGCCUGCUGGCCGUGUACGCCGCCCCGCACGGCGCCCCCGAGGCUCUGUUCCACCUGCUGGCCUCGGCCAAGGGGCAGGACGAGCUGGCUUUGGCCACGCAGCUUCACGCCGUGCUGGCCGCCAGCCUGGCCGACCUCCCCGGCUCCACGGCGGCUCUGUGCGUGCGGCAGAUCCACGCGGGGGCUCUGGCGGCUCCGCAGCUCGCUCAGCUGCUCCACAACCUGGCUCUGGUGGUGGCCAACGAGGACGUCAACGAGCCCGCCUCCCUGGGGGCUCAAUUAGCGCCCGCCUUAGUGCUGCACCUCCCCGAGCUGGCCCAGCUCCUCCUGCACCCCUCCGCGGACGCGGCCGAGGCCGCGGCGCUGCUGCUGUGCUCCCUGCCGGCCCCGCGCUGCCUGCGCCCGGCUCAGCUCCACGCCGCCCUCCGUGCCGCCGUGCACCAUUUCUUCCUGGCCCUCCGCCGCGCCGGCGGCGCCGGGCUGUGCCACGCGGCGCGGCUGCUGGAGAAGCUGAGCGCCGUCACCCCCAGCGCCGGCAGAGCCGCCCUGCAGCUGUUGGUGGAGGGAGCCCUGCGGGGGGGCAACGCCGAGCUGUUCGGCGGCGCGGCGCCCGGCGCCGAAGCCGAGGCCGACGGCGGCACCAAAAGCAAGCCGGCCGCCUCCCUGCUGGACACCAACCGGCGCUUCACGGCCGCCGUGGAUUUCUCGGCCGGCGUCUGGUCGGUGUUCCACGCCGGCGUCAUCGGGCACGGCCUGAAGGCCCCCCCCGGCUCGCCGGCGCUGGGGGAGGAGGAGGUGAACCGCAACACCCACGCCUUCCUCGGUGUCCUCCUGCGCUGCUGCCGCGUCGCCGAGCCGGCCCCGCCGCCCGUGCCUUGCAUAGGGCCCGAGGCGGCCAAAACGGUGGCUUCGGCUUUGGUGGACAGCGUGUGCCCGGCGGCGGCGGCGGCGGCGGGGGGGGAGCUGUGCUGGCCCCCGGAGGAGCAGGCGAGGAGCACGGUGGAGCGAGACCUCGGCAUCCUGCGGCGCUUCCGGCAGCAGCCGCUGCUUUUCCCUUUGCUUCGAGUGGUGGCCAUGGGCCGGCCGGCCCUGUGCUACUGCUCCGUGCUGCUCAGGGGGCUGCUGGCCACCCUCAUGGCCCACUGGGACGCCUGUCGGGACGGGGAGACGACGGCCUCGCCGUGGCACCUGCAGGCGUCGUGCGCUCUGGUGGCUUGCAUGGCCGAGGGGUCCCUGCUGCCCCCGGUGCUGGGGGAGGUGCAGGAGCUCUUCCCCCGCCUGGCUCCCUUCGAGGUGAGGCUGCUGCUGCUGAGCGUCUGGGAGUACCUGAGGGAGCACAGCCCGCUGCCCCAGCGUUUCAGUUUCCAGCCCCACAGGGGUCUCUUCCAAAGGGACUUCGCCCGCGAAGGGGAUCCGGGGAAGUACCUGGUGGCCUUGCACGGCGUGCUGCAUCGCAACGUCGACCGCCUCGGGCUGCUGGCUGGGAGGUUCAGGUCCUGAGGAAGGGUGGGGGAGGGGGGGCAGGGGGGUAGAGGGGCUUGGGGGGGGUGUGGGGGGUGAGGAGUGGGCUGCUGGUGGCAGCUGGAGGCACACUGAUGGCAUUGAGGGCUGAGAAAUGACAUCUGAUGGCACCUGGAUGGCACCCAAAUGGCGUUGAGGGCUGAGAAGUGGCAUCUGAUGGCACCUGGAUGGCACCCAAAUGGCGUUGAGGGCUGAGAAAUGGCACCUGGAAGCACCCAGAUGGCAUUGAGGGACAAGAAAUGGAUGUCUGGUGGCACCUGGAAGCACUCAGAUGGCAUUGAGGGACAAGAAAUGGCAUCUGAUGGUACUUGGAGCUGCCCUGAUGGCAUUGAGGGCUGAGAAAUGGUGUCUGAUGGCAGCUGGAUGGCACCUGGAGCUGCCCAGAUGGCAUUGAGGGCCGAGAAAUGGCAUCUGAUGGCACCUGGAAGCACCCAGAUGGCAUUGAGGGCUGAGAAAUGGCAUCUGAUGGCAGCUGGAUGGCACCUGGAGGCGCCCAGAUGGCAUUAAGGGACAAGAAAUGGCAUCUGAUGGCACCUGGAAGCACCCAGAUGGCAUCGAGGGCUGAGAAAUGGCAUCUGAUGGCAGCUGGAUGGCACCUGGAGGCGCCCAGAUGGCAUUAAGGGACAAGGACUGGAUGUCUGGUGGCACCUGGAGGUGCCCUGAUUGCAUUGAGGGCUGAGAAAUGGCAUCUGAUGGCACCUGGAAGCACCCAGAUGGCAUUGAGGGCCGAGAAAUGGCAUCUGAUGGCACCUGGAAGCACCCAGAUGGCAUUGAGGGCCGAGAAAUGGCAUCUGAUGGCACCUGGAAGCACCCAGAUGGCAUUGAGGGCUGAGAAAUGGCAUCUGAUGGCAGCUGGAUGGCACCUGGAGGCGCCCAGAUGGCAUUAAGGGACAAGGACUGGAUGUCUGGUGGCACCUGGAGCUGCCCUGAUGGCAUUGAGAGCUGAGAAAUGGCAUCUGAUGGCACCUGGAGAUGCCCAGAUGGCAUUGAGGGACAAAAAAUGGAUGUCUGGUGGCACCUGGAAGCACCCAGAUGGCAUUGAGGGCCGAGAAAUGGCAUCUGAUGGCACCUGGAAGCACCCAGAUGGCAUUGAGGGCUGAGAAAUGGCAUCUGAUGGCAGCUGGAUGGCACCUGGAGGUGCCCAGAUGGCAUUAAGGGACAAGGACUGGAUGUCUGGUGGCACCUGGAGCUGCCCUGAUGGCAUUGAGAGCUGAGAAGUGGCAUCUGGUGGAACCUGGAUGGCAUCUGGAGCUGCCCAGAUGGCAUUGAGGGCUGAGAAAUGGAUGUCUGAUGGCACCUGGAUGGCACUCUGAUGGCACUGAGGGCUGAGAAAUGACAUCUGAUGGCACCUGGAAGCGCCCUGAUGGCAUUGAGGGUCAAGAAAUGGCAUCUGAUGGCACUUGGAGGUGCCCAGGUGGCAGUGAGGGCCAAUAAAUGGCAUCUGAUUGCACCUGGAUGGCACCUGGAGGCGCCCUGAUGGCAUCGAGGGUCAAGAAAUGACAUCUGAGGAAACCCAAAUGCCACCUGGAGGCACCUGAAUGGCAUCAGGGGUCAAGAAAUGGGCAUCUGAUGGCACCUGGAGGGGCCCAGAGGGCAUUGAGUGCCAAUUUGUGGCAUCUGAUGGCACCCAGGUGGCACCUGGAGGCACCCAAACGGCAUCUCGGGUCAAUAAGUGACACCUUAGUAGGACUUAAUGGCACCCAAGUGGCGUCUAGAGACAAUAAAUGGCAUCUGAUGGCGUUUCCAA